GGCGAGGUUUGUUGGAGGGUCUUUGUUUAAUCAAGAAAACAUGCGUUGUUAAUUUUAUAUAUUUUUUUCUGUAAUGUCUUGCUUUAAAUAAUUUUUUGCAGCUAAUAUGUAAAAUAUGGGGCGUGAAAACUUUUGCAUAUCCUGUAGCAGCUGUAUCAAACGCCCUCGGUCUCUCUGGCGCCACCUGCAGGACGUAUCGAGAACCAAAGUCAGGAGAGACAAACCGGAUAUUACGUCAUGUCUCCGAGCCUACUGGACUAGCCUAAAAAUGGCCGACCAUCGCGAAUGGUUUUAAUCUACGCUUGCAUUAAUUGAAGAUCCGUCGUGUUCCACGUCAUGGCCCGUGUCCCUCACGGCGAGUUCCUCCUAGAGCAGCUGAGGAAGCAGAGGGAGCGAGGUUUCCUGUGUGACUGCACCGUGAUCAUCGGCGAGACUCGCUACGAAGCUCACCGUAACGUCCUGGCGGCCUUCAGCGAGUAUUUCUCCACGCAGUGCGUCGAUGCAGGAAAAGAUGACUCCACCAUUAAACUGGACCCCGAGUGGGUUAACGGCACCGUGUUCGAGAAACUGCUGGACUACAUGUACACGGGAAACUUACACAUAGACGGGGAUGAGUUUCCAAACUUUCAAAACGCGGCAUCUUACCUUGGGAUACAGGAAAUCCUGGCUCUCUGUUCCUCGAGUUCUGCCAAAGAAAGCCCUGUCGCUGUGAGGGACACACUCUUCGCAGAUCCUCGUUCUCCGCUCAGCCCGGACGACUAUGAACCACUGGAGCCACUUGAGGAAGUGGAGGAAAGAGAGAUGCUGAGGAAGGAGGAAGAGAAGAAAUCGGCAGUUUUUCCAGUAAAAGCAGCUCCAGUUGACCAUUCCCAGUCGUCUGGAGAACAAAUUCCACAAGGUGCUGAGAAGAGGAUCCGAAAGCCCAGGACUCGGCUUUAUGAAGAGGACGACGUUACGAGGAAGGAAAGCACACUUUCGCAGAGAGGACGAGGCAGAGGAAGGGGCAGGCCGAGAGGCCGGCCUCGGACGAGACCUUUGGAUUCUGACAAAGCGGACGCUUCGGUGAUUGAUAAGAGCCCGAUUCCGGAGAACACUGUAGUGAGGAGAGGAACCGGAAGACCAAGAGGGCGUCCACGUACCAGACCAUUGUCUUCUGAAGCAGUAGACUCAACCAGCGCUGAAGAAAACACCAUAGUGGUGAACGAUGAAGAAACAGAGCCCGGGACGGUGCAGUCGGAACCGUCCGAGUCUGCGAAUCCACAAGGAGACGCAGAGGAGGUAAACGCAAACAAUGAGGAAGUCGUAAACAAAACGACGUCAGACGUUGAGAAUCCUAAAGAGGCUACAGUCGCGAAACAAGGAAGGGGGAGGGGCCGACCGCGAACCAAGUCUCUGCCAUCUGAGACCGCCGAAAUCCCGAACCCCGAGGAGAUGUUCACACAGACGUUACAGAAAGAAGGAGGAGUGCGUAAGAGAGGCAGGCCACGUUCCAAACCCCCGCCGCCUGAAAUGCCCGAAUCCGACAUCACAGAAGGAGGAACGGAACAGGACGAAGGACCGGAUCAGGAGAAUAACCAGCCAAAAGCGUCCUCCUCCGACCCCCUCGAUGGCAAACAGGAAACUCCGGAAAACGCCAAGAAGGUCUGGACGAGCACCAGGAAGAGGAAGCUGAGCCGAAAGCUGAGAGAGAGCCAAGCCAGCAACGAUGAAAACGAACAGGACGAAGCAGUGGAAGAGGAAGGCAGUGAAGAGUGGGAGGAAGAAGGUGACGUCAAGGUGUCGCAAAUCAAGCUGCGGCCCAUCUGCAACGUCUGCGGGAACCUGUUCUCUGAAAUGAGCAGCCUGCGCAGACACAUGCGUAUACACAAGGGUCUUAAACCUUAUCAGUGCCAGCUGUGUGGACGCUGCUUCAGGCAGGGAAACCAGCUCAAGACACACCUGCGGAUUCACACAGGUGAAAAGCCGUUCUCGUGCAGCCGCUGCGAUGCCUCCUUCGCGCAGAAAUGCCAGUUGGUGUAUCACUGCCGCAUGCAUCAUGGAGAGGAAAAGCCUCACAAGUGUGAUGUGUGUCCUGCAGCUUUCGCUACGUCCAGCAAUCUUAAAAUCCACAUGAGGACACACAGCGGGGAAAAGCCGUACGAAUGUGGUGAAUGUGGGAAGCGUUUCACUCAGGCGAGCACGCUGAUGUACCACAAGCGCCGGCACACGGGUGAGAAACCCUACGUCUGCGACACAUGUGGCAUGGCCUUUGCUGUCUCCAGUUCCCUCAUCUCACACACCAGGAAGCACACAGGAGUGACGCCUUACAUCUGCCUGGACUGUGGGAAACCCUGCUUAACAUCUGGGGAGCUCAGGAAGCACAUGGACAUCCAUAAUGGUUCAAGAAGAGUGAUCUGUAAUAUAUGUGGAAAUACCCUCUCUGAUGUUUAUAGCCUAAAGAAGCACCGAGCUCUGAAACACAGCGCUACUCCAGAACAAGACGAAGAACCUACAAAAUCCGAAUCCGUCGAAUGUCCGAUUAACAUCCCGAUUGACCACCAAGGUCUGAUAGCCCGAGUGCGCUCUGUUCUAUCAGAAUCCCCAGAGCCAAGCUUCCCAGAUGAAUCCCCUCUCACUUCUGAGGCCUCCAUGGUCAUCCAUCAGCCAGAAAACCAGAUGUUCAUUGAACAUUCUGAAGCUACAGGAGCACCGAUGAUCAUUCAGCAUUCGGAAGCGUCGGGAACCCAAAUGAUCUCCGGAUCCCCUGUGAUCAUCCAACACGCCGAGUCCUCCGAGGCUCCGAUGAUCAUCCAGCACUCGGAAGCUGGAGGAACACCGAUGAUCUUCCAGCAUUCAGAAGCAGGAGGAACUCCGAUGAUCUUCCAGCAUUCGGAAGCAGGAGGAACUCCGAUGAUCAUCCAGCAUUCGGAAGGUUCAGGAACGCCAAUGAUCAUCCAGCACGCCGACUCCUCAGGAGCACAAAUGAUCUCAGGAUCGCAGAUGAUUUUCCAACAUGCAGAUUCCUCAGAGACCCCCAUGAUCUUCCAGCAUUCAGAAGCUACAGGAUCACCAAUGAUCAUCCAACAUGACGAAUCCUCAGAAACCCCAGUGCUCAUCCAGCACGGAGAUUCCGGGGAGCAAGUGAGUUAUGUUGUGGAGCAGUAUGAAAUUCCCGGUUCCUCAGACAUUGAGCACGCUCAGAUCGUCAUUGUGCAGACUAUCGACUAAGACAGCAGACGUCUGGAGAACAUCUGGUGGUUCCACGGCGUAUCUGUCUCAGUACAGAGUAGUUUUAGAGUAGUUCUUGUCUUUGUAAGAUGGAGACAAUCUUCAGUGAGUUUCAGAGACUGCUGAACCAGGAGGCCAUUUUUAUGUAGGUUUUUUAUUUAUGCUUUUCAGUAUUGAAAGGAAAAAAAAAAAGAUUAAAAAAAAGAAAGAUCUCCUGAUGACCAUGUCCACAACGCUGUUCUUCUGCUGAGUGUGAUUUUAUAAUUGUAUGGAUUAAACAGUUGCUUUAUAUGUAAAAGCAACUGAUAACCACAAAAAAGGGGGAAAUGCUUAAGCUAAUAUUUUGCUCUUAUCAUGAUAUUGUGUGAUUUAUUGCUACUAAAUAGAAUUAUACUAUUUUUUUGUUUGUUUGUUUUUUGUUUUGGGAGAAAAACAUGACAAAUGUCACCAAUCAGUUGUCUGGCUUGGUGUUGUUUUUCAUUAUGUAAUUUUGUUGAUUUUUAAAAAUAACAUUGACCCUUAAAAACAAAACCUACAUUCUCAGCAUAUUAAAUUAGAUAGAUAGAUAGAUUUGUUAAUAAUAUCUGACGUUUAUUUUUUAUUAUGAACGAUUUCUUCCUUAUUACAGCUAAAGAAAAUUCUAACUCCUCUAGAUCAAAUCAAAAUUUUGUUCAUAAAUAUUGAUCUGUUUUUGAGUUGGGUCAGUAUAUCACCCUACAUAUCACAGUAUUGGCCUUUAUUAAAGUUACAAUAUGCUAAUGAACCUCUAAACAAUCAAUAAAUAUUCUGUUGU
Messenger RNA from Ictalurus furcatus (blue catfish), 4000 nucleotides. It is a transcript of the gene mynn, whose product is annotated as myoneurin. Gene Ontology annotation, biological process: regulation of transcription by RNA polymerase II. Gene Ontology annotation, molecular function: DNA-binding transcription factor activity, RNA polymerase II-specific; RNA polymerase II cis-regulatory region sequence-specific DNA binding; protein binding. Gene Ontology annotation, cellular component: nucleus. The transcript has 8 exons. NCBI's taxonomy places the organism in Eukaryota, Metazoa, Chordata, Actinopteri, Siluriformes, Ictaluridae. The coding region runs from base 337 to 3207 and encodes 956 amino acids. The record is from RefSeq and is a predicted model, not a curated record.